This is a messenger RNA of Piliocolobus tephrosceles (Ugandan red Colobus), 2935 nucleotides long. It is a transcript of the gene CLK3, whose product is annotated as CDC like kinase 3. Gene Ontology annotation, molecular function: protein tyrosine kinase activity; ATP binding; protein serine/threonine kinase activity. Lineage: Eukaryota; Metazoa; Chordata; Mammalia; Primates; Cercopithecidae. The record is from RefSeq and is a predicted model, not a curated record. Gene Ontology annotation, biological process: peptidyl-tyrosine phosphorylation; regulation of RNA splicing. Bases 701 to 2617 code for a protein of 638 amino acids. Gene Ontology annotation, cellular component: nucleus. The transcript has 13 exons.
UGGGGAAACGCUUGGGGCCCCGGCGGAGCGGUCCCGAGGAGGGGACGGUGCCUGCAGGGAUGGUCCGCCCCGACUGAGGGUUUCUAGCCCGCGCGUGGCGUGGGGACAAUUAGGCGCCACGCCCUGUCGCUUCGCUGCACCAAGCUCGCGAGGCCGGGGACGCCACUCCCAGACCGGGCGGGACGCGCACGCUCACAGUGAGGUCUCUCAAAAGAGCCCCACCUCAGUUUUCUCAUCUGCAAAGUGGGGCCUCGUAAUCCUGCCCGACCUGGCGCGGGACAGUAGGUGUCAGGGAUUUUGGUGACCUCACGCUCGAGGCCUCUGCAAAACGGGGCUGUCCAGUGGCCCGGAGACGCGGCCGGCUGGGGUUUUGUCUGGCGGGGGAGUCUUAACGGAGAGGCCACGCAGGCUGGCAGGAAGCCGCUCCACCUGAGGGGGCUCAAGGAGAGGGGAUCUCCUACCCGCCAGACCCCGGCCCCGCCGACAGGCCCUGCCAGAGUAGCUCUAGGGUAUCUUCCCAGAAACUGCCCCGCACGCACUGGCUAGCUGGGAGCCCCACCACGGCUUUCAAAAAACCCGCACACACCGAGACAAUAAUGUGUCGUUCGCUCGUUUCGCGCAAGCGGAGUCGCAUCCGCCUUCCCGAGCCCCAGGGCACAGACCUCAGGCCGCUCUCGCGCUCUCCGGGGCCCCGAGAACAAUGCCCGUCCUCUCCGCGCGCAGGAGGGAGUUGGCGGACCACGCGGGGUCGGGGCGGCGGAGCGGGCCCAGCCCCGCGGCCGGGUCGGGGCCCCACGUCUCGGCUCUGAGAGCCCAGUCGGCCUGGGCCGCGCACCUGUCAGGUCGGGGAACCUACGUGCGCCGCGACACGGCGGGAGGCGGGCCGGGCCGAGCCCGUCCCCUCGACCCUCCCGGAACUAGUCUCCGAGGCCACUGCACCCACCGGAGCAGAGAGGGCUGGUGUCCCGGAGCCUUCGAGUCGGGGGCUAGAGCGGCCAGGCCUCCGAGCCGGGUCGAGUCAGGGCUCGCGACGGCUGCGUCACGCGAGGGGGCGGGGCCGCCACGGGCGGAGGUCGCAGCCGGAAGCGGAAGAAGCGCUCGGAGAGGGGAGUGGGGCCUAGCUGCAGCCGGAGCCUGGGAGACGAUGCAUCACUGUAAGCGAUACCGCUCCCCUGAACCAGACCCGUACCUGAGCUACCGAUGGAAGAGGAGGAGGUCCUACAGUCGGGAACAUGAAGGGAGACUGCGAUACCCGUCCCGAAGGGAGCCUCCCCCACGGAGAUCUCGGUCCAGAAGCCAUGACCGCCUGCCCUACCAGAGGAGGUACCGGGAGCGCCGUGACAGCGAUACAUACCGGUGUGAAGAGCGGAGCUCAUCAUUUGGAGAGGACUACUAUGGAUCUUCACGUUCUCGUCAUCGUCGGCGAUCGCGGGAGAGGGGGCCAUACCGGACCCGCAAGCAUGCCCACCACUGCCACAAACGCCGCACCAGGUCUUGUAGCAGCGCCUCCUCGAGAAGCCAACAGAGCAGUAAGCGCAGCAGCCGGAGUGUGGAAGAUGACAAGGAGGGUCACCUGGUGUGCCGGAUCGGCGAUUGGCUCCAAGAGCGAUAUGAGAUUGUGGGGAACCUGGGUGAAGGCACCUUUGGCAAGGUGGUGGAGUGCUUGGACCAUGCCAGAGGGAAGUCUCAGGUUGCCCUGAAGAUCAUCCGCAAUGUGGGCAAGUACCGGGAGGCUGCUCGGCUAGAAAUCAACGUGCUCAAAAAAAUCAAGGAGAAGGACAAAGAAAACAAGUUCCUGUGCGUCUUGAUGUCUGACUGGUUCAACUUCCACGGUCACAUGUGCAUCGCCUUUGAGCUCCUGGGCAAGAACACCUUUGAGUUCCUGAAGGAGAAUAACUUCCAGCCUUACCCCCUACCACAUGUCCGGCACAUGGCCUACCAGCUCUGCCACGCCCUUAGAUUUCUGCAUGAGAAUCAGCUGACCCAUACAGACUUGAAGCCAGAGAACAUCCUGUUUGUGAAUUCUGAGUUUGAAACCCUCUACAAUGAGCACAAGAGCUGUGAGGAGAAGUCAGUGAAGAACACCAGCAUCCGAGUGGCUGACUUUGGCAGUGCCACCUUUGACCAUGAGCAUCACACAACCAUUGUGGCCACCCGUCACUAUCGCCCGCCUGAGGUGAUCCUUGAGCUGGGCUGGGCACAGCCCUGUGACGUCUGGAGCAUUGGCUGCAUUCUCUUUGAGUACUACCGGGGCUUCACACUCUUCCAGACCCACGAAAACCGAGAGCAUCUGGUGAUGAUGGAGAAGAUCCUAGGGCCCAUCCCAUCACACAUGAUCCACCGUACCAGGAAGCAGAAAUAUUUCUACAAAGGGGGCCUAGUUUGGGAUGAGAACAGCUCUGAUGGCCGGUAUGUGAAGGAGAACUGCAAACCUCUGAAGAGUUACAUGCUCCAAGACUCCCUGGAGCACGUGCAGCUGUUUGACCUGAUGAGGAGGAUGUUAGAAUUUGACCCUGCGCAGCGCAUCACACUGGCCGAGGCCCUGCUGCACCCCUUCUUUGCUGGCCUGACCCCUGAGGAGCGGUCCUUCCACACCAGCCGCAACCCAAGCAGAUGACAGGCGCAGGCCACGGCAUGAGGAGAUGGAGGGCGGGACUGGGCCGCCCAGCCCCUUGACUCCAGCCUCGACCACCAGGCCCCAGGCCGGAGCCACCCAAUGAACAGUGCAAUGUGAAGGAAGGCAGGAGCCUGCAGGGGAGCAGACUUGGUGCCCAGCUGCCAGAAAGCACAGAUUUGACCCAAGCUAUUUAUAUGUUGUAAAGUUAUAAUAAAGUGUUUCUUACUGUUUGUAACCCCUGGUACCAGUGUGUCCAUCUCCAGGCUCCUUGCCUUCCCCUUACCUGACCUUAUUAAUAAAGUCUUUCUUAGCAGUUCA